AUGAGCAAGGAGGAUGCCAAAGCUGAGAAGGCGUGCUCCAGAGUCACCUGGGUCGGCCUGGCGAGCAACGUCGGCCUUAGUACGUUCAAACUGGGGGCCGGCAUCAGUAGUGGUAGCGCCUCGCUAGUGGCCGAUGCGUUCCAUUCCAUCUCGGAUCUCCUCAGCGACUUCGUCACUCUUGGUGCUGUGAAAUUGUCUCGUCGUCCACCGGACAAGNNNNGGUGCCUCGUACCUUCCCCACAGCUUCACGACAUUCAGAGACACUCAAAACGGCACUGA
This is a messenger RNA of Perkinsus marinus ATCC 50983, 279 nucleotides long. Its product is annotated as cation efflux protein/ zinc transporter, putative. The record is from RefSeq and is a predicted model, not a curated record. The transcript has 2 exons. Gene Ontology annotation, biological process: transmembrane transport; monoatomic cation transport. Gene Ontology annotation, cellular component: membrane. Lineage: Eukaryota; Perkinsozoa; Perkinsida; Perkinsidae. Gene Ontology annotation, molecular function: monoatomic cation transmembrane transporter activity. The coding region runs from base 1 to 279 and encodes 92 amino acids.